Molecule: messenger RNA, 1269 nt
Organism: Cyprinus carpio (common carp)
Lineage: Eukaryota; Metazoa; Chordata; Actinopteri; Cypriniformes; Cyprinidae
Product: monocyte chemotactic protein 1B-like
Biological process (GO): cellular response to tumor necrosis factor; positive regulation of GTPase activity; inflammatory response
Cellular component (GO): extracellular region
Molecular function (GO): CCR chemokine receptor binding; chemokine activity
Source: RefSeq, a predicted model, not a curated record
CUAUUUAAGUUUUUGUUUGCCUUGCAAUAAAUAAACACUUAUACAUUAUGUAUACACUGUUCUUCAUUAUUGUUCUAAGAGCUCCUCAGUUUUUUAAAAAAUGUCUUCUUUUUGAUGUCUAAAUUUUAAAUAAUAAAAUUAAAAGUUUACAAAUAUAUACAGCUCAUAUUAUACUGUACAUUAAUACUGCAUAUCUAACAUAAAAUCUUCAUGUUGAGGAAAAAAGUUAAUCUACAUGUUUACCCAGGUACACUUUUUUUUUACUUUUUAUGAGCUAAAGAUAAUCUAUUCCCAUUUUUCAGUAUUACAAUUAGGCGAUUGUUUGUUUUUUAUUUAUUUGUUUGUUUUUUAAUUUGUUGCAUCUACAGUCAGAGUGAUGUUGUUUUUUGUUGUUGUUGUUUUUUGCAUUCCUUACAUAUAUUUUAAAUUUUUAUAUACCAUCAUUAAUAACGUUUUGUGUCUAAACCAGUCAUUUCGGUGAUUUCACACUUGUGAUCGUAUCACAAAUUGGGAUCGAUUUUCUACUUAAAGUACCCAUGAUAGUGAGAAGAAUGGAAUAUCCCGUUUUAGUACUCAAAUUCAGCUGACCUACUAAUAUUUAACUCAAGACACCCUGAUUUUCCCCUGUCUUCCAUCCCCUCAGUGACGCUGUUGUGUGGUCCACAAAUUCCCCAAAUGAAGAGCUAUAUAAUGUAGCUUUUGGGGAUGCCAGAUAACGUGGACUGGGAGAGCUAUACAUCUUCAUCAUCACCAUCCUCAACACCGUUGCUGCUGUCUGCACAACUGUCAUUAACUUGUUGAACACUUUUGAUCAAUUUCAUUUUAGUUUUUCACCCAUAAGUGGUUUGUUUCCCCUCCCAUGAUGAACAGACUCGUCCUGACGUCAUCCAUGCUGCUGCUGUUGCUGUGUGUCUGGGUCAACUUGAGUCAAAGCAGUUCAGUGAGGUGCUGUACCAAAUAUUCAUCACAGCCUUUUCCUGUCUUCCGACUGAAAGACUUCACUCGACAGGAUGCCACCAUGACCUGCAACUUAGAGGCUGUCAUUUUUACUACGGUGAAGAACAGACAGAUCUGUGCUAACCCUGAUGAACUGUGGGUCCAGAACGCCAUCGUGCAUAUCCAGAGCAGAAAAAAGUCAUCAUAAUAUGGACACCAUCAAAUCGGUCAAAAACUGGCUUAAGCUGAACAAAUGAACAGAAACAGAAAUCCUUCAAUAAAAUGUAUUUUUUAGAAUUUAUUUUUAUAAUUAAUAAAUUAAUAAAUUGUUUU